AACCACACUGUUUGCAACCAUAACUGCUGCUGGUAUGGCCACAGACAUUACAGUUGAUCACAUUGCAACUACUGCAAUCACAGCACCCACAACCACAGACAUCACAAUGAUGACUGCUACAACUACAGACUUUACAUCCUCAACUAUGCCAUCUAUACCCUCAACAGUCAUAACUGAUGCAAUUACAGAUGUCAUAGCAACAGCUCCCCAAACGACAAUCACAGCCACUGCAACUACAGACUCCACACAAACCAUUACAAUGCCAACUAUAGAUAGCAAUACUGUAACCACAGCCCAAAGUGAUAGAAGCCCAGAUGCUACACCCAAAAACACCACAAUCAUAACUUAUACAUCCACUGACAUUAUACCAACCACUGCACCAAAUACCACCACAACAAUUACAACUUAUUCAACCACAGAUGUUAAAAAUAUAACCAUCACAAUACCCAUAGCCAACACCACAAACACUGCAAAUAUAAACAGCACACUAACCACCAUUAAUGGAAUCACAGCCAAAACCACAGAUGUCACAAUCACAGAUUUUCAAAUCACAACCAUUGGAAUCCCCCUAACAAACAUCACAGACACCACAAUGGCAGACACUACAUCAGCCACUGACACUGCAAUUAUACAAAGCACUAAUGAAAUGGCAGCCAAAACAAGCAAAGCCCCAACAAUCACAAACAACAUAACUCCAGAUGCCACAAACACACUUUCUACAAUCAAAGAUGCCACAACCACAGACACCACAAUCAUAACUGCUACAUCCACAGACAAUAUAUCUGGGGAUAUAACAAUCACAACUGGCAUAACCACAGGUAACACAACAACUAUAGAGUCCACUUCUAGAACCAUAGCCAGAACAAACAAAGCCACUACAAUCACAACCGCUGAAGCUGCAGACAUCACAGAAACAGCUUUUCCAACCGUUUCUACAAUAACAUCUGUCACAAGCACAGAUGCCACAACCCCAGCGAUCAGAUCAAUAGCUACCCCAAACACAACACCAAUAACUACAACCACAAUGACUGUGCACACAUCUGCUGCAAACAUAACCACACUCACAACAACCCCACUUACAGCUGCUAUAAUCAUAAGUACUACACACACAGACACCACUAAACACACCAAGACGCCUUUCACAGAUGCUAUAACCUUAACUGCUACGACCACAGACACUAUCCAGACAGCUGCCCCAACUACAGCUGACAUAAUCGUAGGUGUUACAACCACAAAUACCAUAGACGCAGAUCAACCAAGUACAGAGAUUGCAACCACAGCUUCUGCAACCACUGCUACUACUAUCAUGAUACCAACCACUGCAACCACAGAAAAUACAAGCAAAGCCACUGGAAUCACAACCACUACAACCACAGAUGCCACACACACAACUUUUCCAACAGUUUCUACAAUCAUAGCUGGUACAGUGACAGAUCCCACAACCCCAGCCAUAGGAACCACAGCAGACCACACCACAAUUACAACCAGUGCUACCAUAGAAGCCACAGCCUCAGGUUCCACAAUCCCAGAUGCUACAACGUCAAACACUUUAACUACACUUCUACCAACUACAGCCACAACAACUACACUUGAUACAAACACAGAUGCCACAACCACAGACACCACAAUCAUAACUGCUACAUCCACAGACAAUAUAUCUGGGGAUACAACAAUCACAACUGGCAUAACCACAGGUAUCACAACAACAUCUCUACAACCCUCAGCUAUCGCAAUCCAAGGGACCAACACCACAGACAUCACACAAACAAUUGCAAAUACAACUACUGCAAUCACAAACAAUACAACAAAUGCUUCAAAAAUAGAUGCUACGCAAACAGCUUUUUCACCAGUUUCAACAGCUGCAACAAACACAAAUGCAACCAUAACUGCCACAUCCACAGAAACAAUCACAACUGAUAAAACUGCAGAUGUUACAAUCCCAGAUUUUCAAAUCACAACCAUCACAAUCCCAGUAACCAAAACCACAGACACCACAACUGCUAAGACCAUACCAGAUAUCUCUGCCACAACUUUAGAGACCACUUUUGCAACUACAGCUGAAACAAACAAAGCCUUUAUAAUUACAGAUACCACAAGGACAGCAUUUCCAUCCCCAGUUCCCACAGACACAACCAUUUCAAUUAAAAAUGCCACAACCCCAGCCAUCAGAACCACACAAGUCUUGACUACAACCACAAUUACUGGCACAUCUACUGCAAACACAGCCACAUUUACUGCUGCCCCAAUCACAGACACUACAAAAACAAGCCCUCAAACUACAGUGAUUGCAACCACAGACUCUGAAACUACAGACGCCACAGCUUCAAAUACUAUACCCACUGCUACGCUAACUAUAACAAGCACAACUAAUACAGCAACAAAUAUCACAACCACAGGUCUCCAAACCACAAUCAUCCCCAUCCCAGUCCCCAACACCACAACUACAACCAUUGCCGCUACAACUAUAGAGUCCACUUCUGGAACCAUAACCAGAACAAACAAAGCCACUACAAUCACAACCGCUGCAGCUGCAAACACCACAGAAACAGCUUUUCCAACCAUUUCUACAAUAACAUCUGUCACAAGCACAGAUGCCACAACCCUAGUGAUCAGAUCUAUAGCUACCCCAAACACAACACCAAUAACUACAACCACAAUGACUGUGCACACAUCUGCUGCAAACAUAACCACACUCACAACAACCCCACUUACAGCUGCUAUAAUCAUAAGUACUACACCCACAGACACCACUGAACACACCAAGACACCUUUCAUGGAUGCUAUAACCUUAACUGCUAUAACCACAGACACUAUCCAGACAGCUGCCCCAACUACAGCUGACCUAAUUGUAGGUGUUACAACCACAGAUCAACCAAGUACAGAGAUUGCAACCACAGCUUCUGCAACCACUGGCACCACAGCUACAAACACAAUACCCACAGCUGCCCCAAAUACAACUAUAGGUGCAUCACCCACUAACACAAGUCUUCAAACUACAACUAUUGCAACCACAGCUUCAACAACUGCAGACACCACAGGUACAAACUCAUUACAAACAGGUGCCCCAACUACAACCACAACAAUUGAUACAAACACAGAGGUCAUAACUACAGCUCACGGAACCACAAACAACACAAUUCUAGUCACUACCACAGACCCUGCUACUACUAUCAUGAUACCAACCACUGCAACCACAGACAAUACAAGCAAAGCCACUGGAACCACAACCACUACAACCACAGAUGCCACACACACAACUUUUUCAACAGUUUCUACAAUCACAAAUGCCACAACCCCAGCCACAGGAACCACAGCAGACCACACCACAACUACAACCAGUGCUACCAUAGAAGCCAUAGCCUCAGGUUCCACAAUCCCAGCUGCUACAACGUCAGACACUUUAACUGCACUUGUCCCAACUACAGCCACAACAACUACACUUGAUACAAACACAGCUUUCCUAAGCACAAAGAUAACAAGCCCAGCCACCACCACCACCACAAACACCACAGAAACCACUACCACCACCUCUACAACUACAGACACCACAACUGCAACCAUAGUCAAGACAAGCAAUAUUACCACAAUUACAACUGCUACUAACACAGCUACCAUACACACAGCUUUUCUAACCACAAUUCCCACAGUCACAGAUUCUACAACUCCAGUUAUUGAAACCACAACCAUCCCAGUCAUAACUACAACCACUGCAAGCACAACCACUGCAAACCCAACCACAUUCAUAACUACUCCUACUGCAGCGACAACAACCAAAGACACCAAAAGCACAAGCCUUCGAACCACCAUGAUUGCAACCACAGCCUCUGCAACCCCUAAUAUGACUGUUGCCAUAACAGCAAAUAUCACCACAAACAGAACAUUUGCCACAAUCCAACAUGCAACCACCAAAGGCAUAAAAAACACUCCAGCAGUAACCACAGCAACUGCAACCCAAGACACCAGUGUCAUUGGUCUCUCCAUGAAAAUAAACAGAGAAUUUGACAUGGCAUUGGCCGAUAAAACAAGUGCAGCCUUCAAAGAACUUAAAGCAAAAAUCGAGGAAUUAAUUGAUCUAAGUUAUAGAAGCUUGCCUGCCUACCAAGCUAAAUCUGCAAACGUGAAUUAUUUUAGGCCUGGCAGUUUAAUUACAGACUUUAGCAUUAAAACAACUAACAGCGACCUCAAUUUGCUGUCAGCAAACCAGCAACUUGCCAGCAAUCUCCGAACACAGGGAUUCAAUAUAAGCGAUGAUGCAUUCAGUCAUAGUGUGCCAGAUGGCCUUUAUACAAGCAAAGAUCAAAUCUACCCUGGGCAAAAUCUGAUACUGACCUGUAACACAACAGCAAAUAACACCAUUAAAUGGACGAGGAAUGGAAUUGAACUAAAAGCGUCUGAUAGAUUUAUUAUUGAUCAGACUGUUCUCACUGUGAAAAAUGUCACUCCGGAAGAUAGUGGGCAGUAUGAAUGCAGCACAACAGAAAACUCAAUACCCUUUGUUAUCUGGCAAAGGAUUUUGAUUCCAGAACCCAAUAUCCAAGUGAGCAAUGACAAAUUUGUAAAAUGUGAGAAUUCAACAGUUGUGCUGCAGUGUUGUGUUUAUGAGAGCUAUGAAGUGAAGUGGAAUGUUGACCAGGCAGCUUGCAGCCAAACUUCAACAGUUCCACCAAAAGGCUGUAUAAUAUGUGGCUAUAAAAUAAACACGCAGGAUUGCCGGAAAAAUGAGAAGAUUACGGUCACGUGCCAGCUGACUAAAAGCGAUUACAAUGCACAGAGCGUCACAAUAAAUGCAGUCAACGAAGUGUUUACCUGCUUCGAUGCUGUAUUUGGUCCUGGAAAUGUGAAUGAUAUACAUUUGGGUGACUGUGAUGGAGACAUGGUCGGCAAUCAAGAAGCUAAGUGUAAUUCAACGGGACAGUGGCAAAUUAGAGCUACCAACUGUGCUCUGCGAGUCAUUCAAAAUCUAAAAGAUAGAGCUUCGGUUUUAAUGCCGAUUGAACUCCCCCAAUUUGUGGCUAACCUCAGCACUGUUACUGAAACAAAUGCUCUAAAUAUUACUUCAUCUCCAUCAACUAUAUUAACAAUCAUGGCAAUACUGAAAACUGUUGCCAGUAUCUCCCAAACAAUUUUAGUCAGUGAACCCAUUAUGACUGGUUUUCUAAAAACACUAGACGUCAUCGGGUCCGCUGCAGCACGGGGGACAUGGGCGGAUCUAAACCAGAAUACUACUACCAGCAAUGCCAGUUCUGAAAUUCUGCAAUCUAUCGAAAGCAUCGGACGCAGACUCCCAAAUGAUAUCAUUGAGAUAACAACUAACUCGACUCAUCUCAAAAAAACUAAUAACACCUUCCCAUUUUCUGAAGUGUUUGGUAUCAAUUUAACGACCCAAAUCAAUAUUCCAAUGCUUAGUGACAGACCUUUUAUAACAGUCAUAGUUUUUUCUUCACUUGACAAUGUCUUACCUAAUCGUACUGCAAACAAAGACAGUCCAGCUAACACCAUCAAUGGAGAUGUAGCUAUGAUUGAACCAGUGUCAACAAUUAAGAACAUCUCUCUUUCGUUUGCCAUCAAAAAUAAGACACUUGGUAGCCCUCAGUGUGUCUUUUGGAACUUCGAUCUUGUGAAUGGCACUGGGGGAUGGGACUCGACUGGAUGCCAACUAAAACCAGAGAAUGGAAUGGAAAGAUUCACAUGUGAAUGCAAUCACACGACUUCUUUUUCAAUUCUGAUGUCACCGUUUGCCCAGGAUAAAGAACUAACUAUCAUCCUAGACUACAUAACUUACAUUGGUGUUGGCAUUUCGAUGGGCAGCUUGGUUUUGUGCCUCAUUGUCGAACUCAUCAUUUGGAAAUCAGUGACGAGGAAUGACACGUCCCACAUGCGUCAUGUCUCCAUAGUCAACAUCGCUCUCUCCCUUCUGAUCGCGAACAUAUGCUUCAUCAUUGGAUCGGCAGUAAUAACAGAAGGGGAGAAAACGCCGGAGGGUCCCUGCAACACAGCAACAUUUUUCAUGCACUUCUUUUAUCUCGCCCUUUUCUUCUGGAUGUUUGUCUCAGCACUCUUGCUCCUCUACCGCACCACCAUGGUCUUUUCCAGAAUGAGCAGAGGAUCAAUGAUGGCUAUAGCCUUUACUGUUGGCUAUGGAGCCCCAUUAAUCAUAGCUGUUGUUACUGUGGCAUCUACAGCUGGGGGCCAUGGAUACAUUCAAAAAGAUUACAACUGCUGGCUGAACUGGAAUGAAACGAAGGCCCUCCUGGCAUUUGUGAUUCCUGCUCUGACUAUUGUUGCUAUAAACCUCCUGGUGCUUGUUGUGGUUCUGUGUAGGAUGUUGAGGAGAAGAGUUCAUUCUUCCACACAUCCAGAUGAGAAGCAUCCUCUCAUGGUUAUUGUUAGAUGUGUGGCGAUUUUAACUCCUCUCUUUGGUCUAACGUGGGGAUUUGGCAUUGGGACCAUGGUGUCUCCUGAUCAUAGGAUUCAGAUAGUGUUCUCAUUCCUUAAUUCACUGCAGGGUUUCUUUAUUUUGCUGUUUGGAACAUUACUGGAUAGUAAGGUUCAAAAGGCGCUAGCAAGAAGGUUGAGUCUGAGGAACGUAAACUCUAAUCAGAGCAGGAGCACAAGCACUGAACCAUCCUUCUCAAGUAGAUUUACUUUCAUUCCGAGGUUUUGGAGAAGAGAUGUGUACCACGUAUCUGAAGGUGGAAGUUUGCCUUCGUCCUCAAGCAACUCCUACAGAGUCAUUUAGUGUAGUCAAGUUAACAUGUUUUAUCCACGAAGAGUAAUUAUAUGGUUUCAACAUUAACAGUAUUUAUACAAUUAAUUAAAUGUAGCUGUAUCAUUGGUUUUGUUAGUGACAUCAGUGCUAAUGCAAUUUCUUUAGCUAAUUCCAUUUAUUUAACUAGAUAUCAUUUGAGUCAAUUGCCCAAGACCAGAGAUGCUCAAACUAGGGCCUGGGGGCCAAAGUUGGCUUGUAGUAACGUUUGAUUCGACCCACCAUGUCACAUGAGAAGAGAUUUAAAAAAAAUUAAAUAAUUGAGAAAAUAAAACAAAUAAAAUUAAGAUUUUUUUUUUUUACAAUUAUUUCUUAUUGCUCUGUAAGUUUUGAUGACUUGACAACUAGAACUUAGACCUAAAACUGCAUUAGUUAAGCAGAUUACAGAUUCAUUUUUUCUAAUUAUUUAUUUAUUUUUAAGCGAGGGGAAGCAUGGCAACUUAACUCAAUUUAAUAUAAUCGUUGGUAUAACCCAACAUUUACUUCCGGCCCUCAAUCUCGUUUGGCCUUUCAAAGGAAAAAGGCUCCCCAGCUCAAGACUAUACUGUUAAGAAGUUUUUUUGUUGUAUUGUACA
Silurus meridionalis is the source of this 7341-nucleotide messenger RNA. Its product is annotated as mucin-22-like. The transcript has 14 exons. The record is from RefSeq and is a predicted model, not a curated record. Gene Ontology annotation, molecular function: G protein-coupled receptor activity. Gene Ontology annotation, biological process: cell surface receptor signaling pathway; G protein-coupled receptor signaling pathway. Bases 35 to 6739 code for a protein of 2234 amino acids. Gene Ontology annotation, cellular component: membrane. Lineage: Eukaryota; Metazoa; Chordata; Actinopteri; Siluriformes; Siluridae.